This is a messenger RNA of Lolium rigidum, 1119 nucleotides long. RefSeq names its product protein LATERAL ROOT PRIMORDIUM 1-like. The transcript is spliced from 2 exons. Gene Ontology annotation, cellular component: nucleus. Gene Ontology annotation, biological process: positive regulation of DNA-templated transcription. The record is from RefSeq and is a predicted model, not a curated record. The coding region runs from base 196 to 1119 and encodes 307 amino acids. Gene Ontology annotation, molecular function: DNA-binding transcription factor activity; DNA binding. Lineage: Eukaryota; Viridiplantae; Streptophyta; Magnoliopsida; Poales; Poaceae.
GUGGCGUCCUCCGGGCGGCGCCUCCCAUCGGUCUCCGCCGCGUACGCGGACUGGAUCGCGGCAGCCGGGGGCGACGACCUCUCGCUCGGCUUCAAUGCUGCCGCCGCGUCCGCUGCCGGGCUCUGGGGAGCGCCCGCGUCGCGCCAGUCCGCCGCCGCGCUCAACUACGGGAUAGCGGCUGCCGGUGAUGUCGGCAUGGUCCUCGUCGCCCCCACUGCCUUCCACCAUCACCACCACCAGCAGCACCAGCAGCACCAAAGGGCUGCGGCUGCUGCGGCGGAUGCCGGCGGCGGCGGUGACCACCCCGGGUUCGCGCUGCUAUCCGCGGGGCAGUGCGCCGCGCUCGACGACCAGGCCAAGGCCGGCAGCGCCAUCCAGUUCUGGCAGGCGCACUCGCAGCCCACCACGCCGCCGCCGGCGGGGGCCGGAGCCAGCAAGAAGCCCGCGCCCGCGAUCGACUACGGCGGGGGCGGUUCUUCCGGCUCCGGCGGCUCCACCACGUGCACCGACUGCGGCAACCAGGCGAAGAAGGACUGCCCGCACCAGCGGUGCCGCACCUGCUGCAAGAGCCGCGGCUACGACUGCACCACCCACGUCCGGAGCACCUGGAUCCCCGCCGCUCGCCGCCGCGAGAAGCAGCAGCAUCCCGGCGGCGAUGGCAACGUGUCCCCUCCCGCCGCACCUGCCGCGGCAGCCUCCAAGAAGCCCCGCCUCCUCUCCUCCCAGACCACCACGGCCACCCCGUCCACCUCCAACGGCACCUCCUCCAGCCAACAAGACGCGCCGUUCAGGGACAGCCUGCCGCGGCAGCUGCGCGCGCCGGCGGUGUUCCGGUGCGUGCGGGUCACGUCCGUGGAGGACGGCGAGGACGAGUUCGCGUACCAGGCAGCGGUGUGCAUCAACGGCCACAUCUUCAAGGGCUUCCUCUACGACCAGGGCGCCGACGAAGGCCGCGCCGGCAACGACGACCACGCCAGCGGCCACGCGCACGCGGCCGCCGUGCGCAGCAUCUCCGACCUACACCUCGGCAGCGCCUCCGCGGUGCCGCCCGACAUGUACAACACCGUCAGCGGCCCGCUAAUUCUCGGCGGGCUGGGCUAUGGUAACACCAUCAACUGA